Messenger RNA from Populus nigra (black poplar), 1965 nucleotides. Its product is annotated as serine/threonine-protein kinase STY13-like. Gene Ontology annotation, biological process: protein phosphorylation. The record is from RefSeq and is a predicted model, not a curated record. Gene Ontology annotation, molecular function: ATP binding; protein kinase activity. The transcript has 5 exons. NCBI's taxonomy places the organism in Eukaryota, Viridiplantae, Streptophyta, Magnoliopsida, Malpighiales, Salicaceae. The coding region runs from base 380 to 1639 and encodes 419 amino acids.
CGAAGAAGCAUUGAAAGUACAAGCAAUGAGCAACCAAGCGGAGACUGGCUGACUGACUUGCUGUUUAGCUUGUUUCUUUGUUUUUGUCUAAAAAUCUUCUUCCUCUUCUUCUUCAGCUACAACAUCAUCAUCUCUGACUUUGUGUUGAUGAUGGAGAUGAAGACAGUGACAGAAGAAUACUGACUUUGUGUGGGCGUGGUGGCUUCAAAUCUGUUGAAGAAUGCCUUAACUAGCUCUUGCAAAGGUUUCCAAAGUUGCCUGCUUUUCACCUCUUCCGUCUUUAAUUCCAUGAUAAUUAGAGAGUGAUUUCGCAGUAGAUGAGUUGCAGGAGUUUAUGAUAAGACAAAUUGUGCGUCUCUGAUUUUAUCUUGACAAGUUCAUGGUUGGGAAAAUGGUGGAGGGUCAAAAAUUUACUGGACUCAUAGGAGCAAGUAACAACAAUGGUAACAACUACUAUGGCUUUACACAAGGUUUUUAUCAAGAACUUGGUGAUGGUACAAACAUGUCCAUUGACAGUUUACAAACAAGCCAUGCCGGUGGGUCUGUCUCAAUGUCAGUGGAUAACAGUAGUGUCGGAUCCAAUGAUUCUUUAACCCAUAUGCUAAGCCAUCCAGGUUUAAAACCUGUCAACCACCAUAACUAUAGUGUAUCAGUAGGACAGAGUGUGUUUCGUCCAGGGAAAGUCACCCAUGCACUAAAUGAUGAUGCAUUAGCUCAAGCAUUGAUGAAUCCUAAGUAUCCAACUGAGGGGUUGCAGAAUUAUGAUGAUUGGACAAUUGAUUUGAGAAAACUCAACAUGGGUACAGCUUUUGCCCAAGGUGCUUUUGGAAAGUUAUACAGAGGCACGUAUAAUGGGGAGGAUGUUGCUAUUAAGAUAUUGGAGAGGCCUGGGAAUAGCCCGGAGAAAGCACAAGUGAUGGAACAGCAGUUCCAGCAGGAAGUUAUGAUGCUUGCAAAUUUAAAGCACCCGAACAUUGUGCGGUUCAUUGGUGCCUGCCGGAAGCCCAUGGUUUGGUGUAUCGUAACAGAGUAUGCGAAAGGUGGGUCAGUUCGGCAGUUUUUAACCAGGAGGCACAAUCGGGCAGUACCGUUGAAAAUAGCAGUUCAGCAGGCUUUAGAUGUUGCGAGAGGAAUGGCAUAUGUUCAUGGACUCGGGUUUAUACACCGUGAUUUGAAGUCAGAUAACCUCUUAAUAGCAGCAGAUAAAACCAUAAAAAUUGCUGAUUUUGGUGUUGCACGGAUUGAGGUGCAGACUGAAGGGAUGACACCCGAAACCGGGACAUACCGUUGGAUGGCUCCAGAGAUGAUUCAGCAUAGGCCCUAUACACAAAAGGUGGAUGUGUACAGCUUUGGAAUUGUUCUUUGGGAGCUCAUAACAGGCUCGCUUCCCUUCCAGAACAUGACUGCUGUUCAGGCUGCCUUUGCUGUGGUGAACAAAGGAGUAAGACCAAUAAUCCCGUAUGAUUGUCUGCCUGUUCUGAGUUACAUCAUGACCCGCUGCUGGGAUGCCAACCCUGAAAUUCGCCCCCCUUUCACAGAUGUUGUCAGGAUGCUUGAGAAUGCCGAAACCCAGAUAUUGACCAAUGUGCGCAAGGCACGCUUCAGGUGCUGCAUAGCUCAACCCAUGACAGUUGAAUGAUCCACCAGAAUAUAAGACUGAAAAACAGACGUUUAAGAUGAUACAAAUGAAAAUUGUAUUAUUAAACCUAUAAGCUGUAUGAACUGAAGCUAUGUCAUGUAUCAGUUUUCUUUCCCCCUUUUCCACCGCUAAGUAGGAAGAUGUUAACCGUUUAGAAUGCUGCUUUUUUUUUUAACCCUUGUUGGUGGCAGUUGUACUGAUGUAUCUUUAUCGAAGGUCGUAGUGGUGGGGGAGCAUUGAUGUAUCUUCCCAUAGUAGCUAUAUAUGGAGACCUGUCGUUUGUAUUGUCUUGCUUGUCAUAUAACAAACGAGCUCAGGUUCUGUCA